AGUUUGACACCAGCCAUUGAGGUCGGGUAAAGGCAAGAACAGUGGGUAAAGGGAAAAUCAGUACGAGGAAAAAGACUAUCCAUCUUUCAAAUUGAAUAAUUUUUGGAGCCUUAGAGCUGAUCGAGAAUGGUGCUCCCAAUCUCAUUGUUGAAAAAGGCCCAUAACCAUCCAAUGCUUGUUGAGUUGAAAAAUGGAGAAACAUACAAUGGACAUCUUGUAGCAUGUGACAACUGGAUGAAUAUCAAUCUGCGAGAAGUUAUUUGUACAUCAAGGGAUGGUGAACAGUUUUGGAGGAUGCCUGAAUGCUAUGUACGUGGCAGUACAAUAAAAUACAUGAGAAUUCCAGAUGAGGUAAUUGAUUUGGUAAAAGAAGAUAUCCAGGAGAGAUCAAAGUCACAAGCGCGAGGUGGUGGACGUGGCGGUGGACGUGGUGGUGGCCGCGGCGGUGGAGGACGUGGAAGAGGUGAUAAGGCACGCCGAGGUGGUAGAAAAGACGAGGGCAAAGUCGAUCGAUAGAUGGACAAAGUUCUGUUGUGUUCCCGAUGCCCAUUAUAGGAGAAAGCAUAUUUCAGCGCAGUAUCUCUCUCUAUGAAAAACACUGAUAUAUUACAUUUAACAUAAAACAUCGCUCCGCCCUUCAGACAGAAGUUGUUAGAAGUUGCCUUGCUGAGGCAAAAGGGUUGUGACUUGGUUACCUGAAUAAGCCUGUUUCGAGGAUACUGGCUAAAUACUAUAAAGCCUGAUUUGUUGUAGUAUUCGAAUGAAACUGUUUUGUGUUGAAAAUGCGUUGUUUUCUGAUAAGGUAAAGCGAAUGAGGUCAUUA
Rhopilema esculentum is the source of this 823-nucleotide messenger RNA. RefSeq names its product U6 snRNA-associated Sm-like protein LSm4. Gene Ontology annotation, biological process: nuclear-transcribed mRNA catabolic process; mRNA splicing, via spliceosome. The record is from RefSeq and is a predicted model, not a curated record. Lineage: Eukaryota; Metazoa; Cnidaria; Scyphozoa; Rhizostomeae; Rhizostomatidae. Gene Ontology annotation, molecular function: RNA binding.